AUGUCGCUUGCCGACAUCCCCGGCAGCAAUUUCAGCCUCGCUGAUGGUUCCGUCGAUGCCAGAUUCUCGGAGCGUACUGCAGUCGCCUGCCUCAUCGCCAUUGCUUGGUACAAUGCCUUGGAAUUGAUCGUUCUCUGCUUCACCACUUUUAAGAGAUAUGGCGGGUGCUACUUCUGGUGUCUCCUCAUCGCCUCCUUCAGUAUCAUUCCGUUUGGUCUCGGAUAUCUCCUGAUCAUCUUCAACAUCUAUAACAACAUAUUCCCCGUGGCGAUGGAGCUGGUUGCUUGGGUCGGGAUGGUGACAGGUCAGUCGCUGGUCCUCUGGUCUCGAUUGCAUCUUGUCUGCCACAGCCCAGCGGUCCUCCGCGCCACUCUCGCUAUGAUCAUCGUCAAUGCAAUAAUUCUACACAUCCCGGGCUCCGUCCUCGAGCUCGGCAGCCAUUCAAACAAAUCAUCGCUCUUCACCCACGGGUUCAACAUCUUCGAGCGCAUCCAAUUGGUCGGAUUCUCCAUCCAAGAAUGUAUCCUUUCCAUCAUCUAUUCCUGGGAAGCUGUGCGACUGCUGAAUCUCCGCCCAAGAGGCCACUACCGAGGCACCUUGGUCCAACUCUUGAUUGUGAACGUAGUCAUGAUCGUGAUGGACGCAGCCAUUAUCGGGGUGCAGUACUCGGGUCUCUUCGAUAUUCAUGUCACUCUCAAGGCAAUGGUCUACAGCGUCAAGCUCAAGCUGGAAUAUGCGAUCCUGGGAAAAUUGGUGCACAUCACCGAGGUGAGUGGCAGCAGCUCGGCCCCGACCGACCUGUCGGAUUUUGUGGAUCUUUCGAUACAUCAGGCCCGCGCUACACAGCCGGACAGCGACAUGUUCACGGAUAAUCCAGAGUACAGCCCGCAGACUCGUCGCAAGCGAAUGUCCUCCAAGCACUCGUCCGCCGACCCGCUCAGACGGAGUCUCUCCGCUGCCCCGAGUCCGAGUUCGAGCUCGGACUCAUAA
This is a messenger RNA of Penicillium digitatum Pd1, 990 nucleotides long. RefSeq lists its product as uncharacterized. Lineage: Eukaryota; Fungi; Ascomycota; Eurotiomycetes; Eurotiales; Aspergillaceae. The record is from RefSeq and is a predicted model, not a curated record.